GCCUGUAAAGAAACUGUCAGGGAUCGUCCGGCGCGGCGUAAAAUGGCGGAGGAGAGGUCACGUGACGGUGGUUGAACUUGCUGCUAAUAUGGAGGUGGUGGACACGCUUCCCGAAGAGGGAGCAGAAGAUGUAGCGGAACAACUAGUCAUGGUGGAACUGUCAGGUAUAAUUGAUUCUGAUUUUCUGGAGAAAUGUGAGAACAGAUGCAAAAUUCUGGGAAUAGAUACAGAGAAGCCCAUUUUGCAAGUAGACAGAUAUGUCUUUGCUGGGGAGUAUGAAGAUACCCUUGGUACCUGUGUGGUGUUUGAAGAAAACAAAGAUCAUGUAGAUGCAGAAGGAAACCAAAAAUUAGAGCUAAAAUACAAGUACCACACAAUGAAGAAACUGAAUAUGACACGGACGCUCCUGAGUGAGAAAAAGGAAGGAGAAGAAAACACAGGUGGUGGUGGAGUGGAAUGGCUUGAGCUUAAGGACAAAGAUUUUUCAUACAGCAGACCGAACAUGAUCUGCAAUUUUUUGUAUGAAAAAGAAGAGGAGAUGGCUGAGUCUCAAGACAAACUGGCUGAAGAGUCUGAGGGAGAAGCCAGUGAUAAAGGAAACUUUGAUGAUAACUUUGAAUCUGAGAUGCAGCCUAGUGUUGAAAUUGAUGACCCUGCCCAAAUCUUGGAUAACUCUAGCCCUGAAGCAGUGGACUCUCCUUCAUUGAAUACUCAGGAUAUUACCUUAGAUGAUGCUCCAUGUUGAUGUGAAGUCUCUAAUUUUGAGAUGACCACUAAUAGAACUAAUUAAUACAGUGUACGUUUGAGAGGCAUCUCUCUGACUUGUGUACGUAGUUAACUGGAAAUAUGAAUCCUAAACUUACAUGGCAAUUUAGGAUCAUAGUCUGGAAAACUGUGUGCCUAGUGUAUGCCUCAUGAAGAUUUUGACUUUUCUUUCGACAAGAGCCCACCACUGGCCAACUAUAUUGCAACAGCAGCCUUUUAAAAAGUUCAAGUGAGUUUCAUUAACAUUUUGCACAGCUGGAAGUUCCAAUUCAAAUAAAAAAAAUAUAGUUGGUUAUGUGCAUACUUCUGAGCAGGCCUCGUAGGGCUUUCUGGAGUGCAGCUUGGUUUUCUUAGGACAUCUCACUCCCUCAGAUUUGCAAAGAACAGAAGAUUGAUGAAAAAUUGAUGUUAAGCCAUUUUUUUAUUCUUCUGUGUACACAAUUAAAUUUGCAAAAGAUUGUGCACUUGUUUGUAAAAUACAUGUUUGCUGUUCUCAGAUACUUAGUUUUACUUAUUUAGUGUAUUUAUAUUCCAACCUUUCUCCAGGGAGCUCAGGGCAGCAGACCUGGUUCUUUCUCCUCCCAUUUUAUCCUUCCAGUACACCUGAGAGAGCCUGAGUGGCCCAAGGUCACCCAGUGAGCUUCACAUGUGAGUAAGCAUUUGAACCUGUGCCUCGCAGCUCCUACUCCACCACACAAGAACCCGAGGAGCUUGCAGUCUAAACUGUGGGGCAAAGGCAACAAGGAACGGAGAAGGAAGCGGACGCAGGGAUAAGCAAAAACCUCUCUUCAUUCCAGUCAAGCAUGUUUUUGGGCUUCUUUCUAUAAAGAAAGAGGGCUUAUUGGUUGUGCCAAAAGCUUCAUGGGAAAAAGUGGGGUGAUGGACAGGAAGAAAUCCCACCCUCUUUUCUCCUCCAUCAGACCAAAUGGAUUCAGACAGGCUCAAAGGAAUGCUGAAGUAAGGAAAAUAAUAAUCAACCAACAGAGGAUUUUGGAGGGAGAAAGGAUAGGAGGUAUCCUAACUAGGCAGAGAGUCCACCAGAAACUGUAGCGUAUGAUUUCAGAUGGACAGGUUUUGGAUGCUGUUCCUUGAUAAAAACUGAAUUGUAAAAGCCAUCUAGUUAUUGUAUUUUAAGUGUGACACAAUGAAAGCGUACCAACAUUUUUAACCUUUUAAGUAUAACACACCUCCGAGCUUUGGUAAUUGUAUCAGCUGUCAGCCUACAGUGGGAAGGCAUUACAGGUCAUGU
Messenger RNA from Gekko japonicus, 2014 nucleotides. RefSeq names its product general transcription factor IIIC subunit 6 (gene GTF3C6). Gene Ontology annotation, biological process: transcription by RNA polymerase III. Lineage: Eukaryota; Metazoa; Chordata; Lepidosauria; Squamata; Gekkonidae. Gene Ontology annotation, cellular component: transcription factor TFIIIC complex. The transcript is spliced from 6 exons. The coding region runs from base 89 to 745 and encodes 218 amino acids. The record is from RefSeq and is a predicted model, not a curated record.